Molecule: messenger RNA, 3623 nt
Organism: Caenorhabditis sp. 36 PRJEB53466
Lineage: Eukaryota; Metazoa; Nematoda; Chromadorea; Rhabditida; Rhabditidae
Source: the annotation of a GenBank genome assembly
AUGAGCGAAACAACGCCACCGAAUCUCUUCGAGCUUCCCGACAAAUACAUGAAGAACCUGUUCCAGUACUUGAGCCCAGUCGACUGGUAAGUGCUCUCAUUCCCCAAAAUUCUCCCUCAAUUCUCUGUUUCAGUUUCAAUCUGGCGCUCGUUUCGCCGCAAGGAAAAGCGCUCGUUCAGAAACGUUCAAAGCUCGUGCUCUCCACACUUUUUCUCCGUUUCGACGACGAAAAAUCGUGCGUGGGCGCGUUUUUCGAGAAGCAAAAAUACACGGCGUGCGUGUUUUAUUCGUGGAAGAAGGCGGACGGCAACCGCAAAUUCUGGACACGAUCCUACCGGUUGAAGUCGCACAAGUUUCAGAGUUAUAUCUACACGAGUCGGUGAGUACGGACUGGGUUACUGUAGGUUCAUAGUUGUGCACUGUGACGUGUUUGCGUACAAAUCUCUGAGGUCUGCGAAUUUGCGUAAAAUGCGUUGUUUUUGCAGAACGCAUCCGAAUGAAGUGAAAGCGAUGCAGUCGGCGUGCGCGCCGGGCAUCCACUGGGCGUCGGGCAUGAUGGACACCUACCAGGACUUGCUCUCCAUCUUCCCCUCCGGUUCCUGCCGUCCCUACCUGCACGUCGGCGUCAAUGUGAGCGACAAAAAGGCGGUUCAGUCGUUCUGCUCGUUCACCUGGUCCACAAUCGGAUGCCUCCGACUCAUCGCCUCGAAAACGGCCAAAUCGAAGCGGGUGAAGGAGGUGUUUCGGGCGGCGAACGGCCAUUGGACGGUCCGAGUCGCCCAUCAAGUGGGACCGGCGUGCAUGCACUGGAAGGUGCGUCGCUUCCUUACGUGAAAACCGAUUAGAUCCUUAUCGAUUUUUGAUGAAAUUCAUCCAUUGAUAACUGACAAAAAAAAGCGUGUCAACUCUUCCUCAAGACCGUUUUGCAACCGACUUACUUUCACGAACAACCAGUGGUCCACAGGGGACCGACUAAUGAUCCCGACAAUGCGAAGCUUUAAAGGACCAGGGAACCCAAAAAUUUUUUGAUUUUUUUGUGAAAUGUUUUUGUGACUGUUUGAUUUGUCUCUUAUUGCCUCAUACACUGGUGAAAUGCUGCCUCUCAAAAAUGCCAAUAAACGAAACGGCGUGCAGUUGAAGUUGUGGCCGUGGCCUAGCGCCAAUGGCCGAAAAAUAUAUAAAAAUAUAUGCGCUUCUCGGCCAUUUUAUUUUUUCCGCUUUUUUUUACCGGUUUUUUUCCAAAAAGUUAACGGUUUCUCUCAUUUUUUUCAGUUGAUUGACAUUUGUUCGGCACUUACUUAUUUUUUUCACUGCUAAAAAAAUUGUUUUUCAUUCAGUCGAUAUGAAGUGCCAAAAUGGGAGAAACCGUGAAUUUUUGGAAAAAAACCGGUAAAAAAGCGGAAAAAAUAAAAUGGCCGAGAAGCGCAUAUAUUUUUAUAUAUUUUUCGGCCAUUGGCGCUAGGCCACGGCCACAACUUCAACUGCAUGCCGUUUCGUUCAUUGGCAUUUUUGAGAGGCAGCAUUUCACCAGUGUAUGAGGCAAUAAGAGACAAUUCAAACAGUUACAAAAAAUUUUUGGGUUCCCUGGUCCUUUAAACAAAGUCUGUGCAUUUUGUCGUGACCGUGUUUGCGGACCAUCACCCGGGGAAAAUGUUCAAUUUCUGAAAAUCCGAGAGAAAUCACGGCGGCCAAAAACAUAGAAAGGGGCGCGAUCACCAUUUUGGCACGAAAUUCGAAAUUUAACCCAAUUUUUCAUGUUUUUCGUCAAAAAUUACCCAAAUUUUGUACGGGUUUCGACGAUGCGAUUGCAUAACUUUGUUAAACUAAUCAUCGCGGACUUUUUGAGCUUAAAACGAGCAGGUUUCAUUCAGAAAUUCAAUCAAUUCAAUCGAUUUUUAAAGUUUUGUGCUGAAAAUGCGCGAAUUUCAGUCAUUCGCCGAUACUUUUUGCCACCGUUUGAACGCUUAAAAUACUUGUAUUAACGUGUGCUUAAUCACUUCCGACACUCACUUCGUCUCAAAACCGAUCCACAUCGGCCGCUAUGAAAAUUCGGAAAUUGCGGCGGAGAGCGUAUUGCGAAUGAUGUCAAAAACGUCUCAAACGCGGCGGCGUUUUCACGAAAAUAAUGUCUCUUCUUUCGUCGAUAUCAACACACAAAAAUAUCGGAAAAGUGUGCUGGAAUUGCGGCAAUUUUCAGAAAACGCGGCAUCUGAGAUUAAGCCACGCCCUUUUCUACACUUUUGCUCGCCGUGCGCGACCAGAUUCUCUGAAAACGUGGUUUGCAGCUGCUGAACUCGUACAACGUGAUCCUCGACGAUCCGGAAUGGAUAACCAGGGACCAGUUGCUGAGCCUGAACUGUGUCACCGCCGACAUUGGCCACAACCAUCUGAGCGCCGACGAUCUGAACGCCUUCAUCUUCCAGUGGCUCUUCGUGGACAGUGAUCAGACGAGACUCGAGCUGCUGGAGAUCAAUCUGAGUCCGGAGGCGUUCCGCAACAAAAAAGUGAUCACGGAGGGACUGAGGCUGCUGAAUUGGGAUCCGAAGCGGAGAGAAGGAGAGCACUUCGACGUGGAGUGAGUUUUUGGGGAUAUCUGAUGGGAACGGGAUAUUUUAACACUUCAAUUUACGAAAUUUUUAAUAAAAAUCUGAUAGAGACUGAAAAACACUCUGAAAAUAGUUGAUAAAGCUUUGAGAAAGACAAUAGAAGAACAAUUUUUUAAUGUUCCGUAUCUAGCCAACUUUAUGGGAGUAUUGUAGAGUUCUGUGAAAUGGUACUCUUCUGAAAAUAGUUUUGCAACAUCCUGACAUCUAGUACUGUAUUUUUGUAGUUGACAACAUUUCGAUACGAGCAAUACCUGGGGUACUGUAGCUCUUGGAAGUUGGCAGUGAACUGCUAGCUACGACCAACUUCUAAGGGUUACAGUAGGCUAGGGAGUGGUCGUACAAAAAUGUUGUCAACUAGAAAAGCAAAGAUCUAGAUGUGUACAACAUUUGUUUAGUUAACAACUUUUUUGUACACUCGCUCCUCGGGCUACUGUAGCUCUUGGAAGUUGGGGGCAAGCUGAGAGCGUGUGUAGUCGCGUGUUAACUUCCAAGAGCUACAGUACCCCUAGUUUUUUCAAUGUAAUCCGAUUGCGUACCGUACACCAAACCUCACAAUCCUCUUUUUUCAGCCGCCAACUGAGCCGUUCGCGAAUCCGAGACCCCCGCCACUGGAUGAGUUGCACGCACGCGCAGGACAUCGAAAAGAGCGACGGGCGGCUCGCGACCAUCCUUUUCUACGGCAAAAAGAUGCACUUCAUCGUCUGGAAGGACCGUUUUCCGUACCGGACCCUCAAAGCGGAACGCCAACGACGAAUGGCCGAGAUGGCGCGGCAGAACCUGAUCAGAGCACUGACCGAGGCGGUGCGGGUGAUGAACUCGCGCGCCGAGGAGGAGUGGAACCGAAAGAUCGAGUGGGUCGAGCGGGAGGUCGAGAAACGGAGGGCCGCCGCCGAGGAACGCGCCGCCAAAAGGAAGUACUUCGAGGCGCUGCAACAGUUCAUGGACACGUCGGAGCCGGCGCCGAAGCGGAAGAUGCUCAAAAGGCUCACCGUAUUCAAGGAGACCGACCUCCAAUGA